AUGUGGCCAGGAAAUUGGUGGCACUGGGUUCAGGGGCCACUGCCAAAUGGUGCUCCUCUCAUUCCAUUCAUACUGGCAAUGGACAAAACCCAACUCACACAAUUCUCUGGGCAUAGACAAGGCUAUCCAGUGUACAUUACCAUUGGUACCUUGCCCAAGGCUAUCAAAAAAUUGUCAUCUAUGCAAUCAUGGAUCCUUAUUGGACUUCUUCCUAUGGAUUCUUUUGACAAACUGGGGUUGAGCAAAGAAGCUGCAAAACAUCUCUUCCACUUUUGUAUGAGCCAUCUCUUGGAGGAAAUCAAGAUUGCAGGCUCAGAUGGUGUUGAAAUGGUCUCUGCUGAUGGUCUUGCCCAACUUUGCUUUCUGAUUCUGGGCAGCUAUAUUGGUGACUAUCCAGAGUACUGUCUUGUAUCCUGCACAGCAUAUGGUGCUUGUCUGAUUGGGAACAUUGCUCAGCAUGAUAUGGGA
Molecule: messenger RNA, 468 nt
Organism: Dacryopinax primogenitus
Lineage: Eukaryota; Fungi; Basidiomycota; Dacrymycetes; Dacrymycetales; Dacrymycetaceae
Exons: 3
Source: RefSeq, a predicted model, not a curated record